Didymodactylos carnosus is the source of this 576-nucleotide messenger RNA. Lineage: Eukaryota; Metazoa; Rotifera; Eurotatoria; Philodinida; Philodinidae. The record is from the annotation of a GenBank genome assembly.
AUGAAAAUCAGUUCUGAAGUUUGUCAAUAUCAACCGCAGUGUAUGUAUAUCACAAGGGGUGAAUGUGAAGAGCAACAAAGUGACGUUGCUCUUGAAGAGCUGUUCUUUGCUGUAAAAAGCCGAAUACUAUCGGAAACAGGAGCUGCAUUACCUGUACCAAAGCUAAUACAACAAAGAAAAAUGAAAACAGUUGCUGGGAAUCAUGCACUAGUAUUUGAGAAACUGGAUGGUAUUGACUUGGCAACGAAAUGUAAAAGUCAGCUCAUUGGUGUUCAUAGAGCAAAACAAUUAGCAAAAAGCUUAUUGGACGGUAUGAAAGCCUUAGUGAAGUGUCGAACCGCACAUCUCGACAAUCUUAUGGGAAAUAUUUUCUAUAAUGAUAAAACACAGAAAGUAACAUUCAUUGACUUUGGAGAAAGUGCGACAAAAAAUGGAGAAGAGUAUGAAGGACGAAUGUCUCAAGAUAUAAUGCACCUUGUUAUUGACUGUUAUGUGCAAAAGGGUCCUACGGAAGCUAAAGCAUUUGGAACAAAAAAACAUCCACAACAUGAUUCAUCUAUAUCACCAGCAAGUUGA